Messenger RNA from Lolium perenne, 935 nucleotides. RefSeq lists its product as uncharacterized. The record is from RefSeq and is a predicted model, not a curated record. NCBI's taxonomy places the organism in Eukaryota, Viridiplantae, Streptophyta, Magnoliopsida, Poales, Poaceae.
CCUAGUAGCACUUUCCUGGGGGGAGAACGGACAAGUAGCUAGACUGAAGUGUGCCUGCCCCCGGUUUCAAGAAGUUGGUCGUUCAAGGACUGAAGCCACUAGAUCCAUCUACUGCCGGUACUGAUAAUCAGAGAUGGCGCCCCUGCUGGUGGAUUCAGUCGCUCGUCGCCUUGCUGUCUUCGCGUGCAUUGCGCAGAUCUUUCUCACUUGGAUCUUGCUGGUGCCAUGCGUGCAACUGGAUCACUGUGCCACAGCUGCGGAGGUGGCUACCCUGCACGCCUACCCGAUCUACCUGUUGCUGUCCAUCGUUGCCACCGAGCUCAUGGUGAAGCUUGGCAUGGUGUGGCGGCGCCUCCGCCAGGCGUUCUUCUUCCUAGUUCUCGUACUGUACGUCGCGAUCGCCUACUAUUUUGGCUGCUAUCACUCCCUCCUCUUCAUCAAGACCAUGGGCGGCUUCAGCGUCCUGGGCAAGACCGCCCUCGUCGUUGGCUCCAUGGCCAUGUUGGCGCCGAUGUGCGAGAACAUCCUGGUGUGCUUCCUCACUGUCUUCCUCGGGUACUAGUAGUCUAGUACACAUUUUCAUGGAGGUGCCCAAGAACAAUAAUAAGUAAUCAUUGUUGUGUUGCUGCUACUGGGGACUCUGAUUUCUGAUAAGAGGGGUAGCUAGGUACUGUGGAGUGUGGUGUGGUCAGUUGUAUCUGGGUGUUCAGCUUCGUCUUUGUUUUCUGAACUCGGUUCCACUUGUUCACUGUCUUCCUCGGCAACUCGUAGUCCAGUACACAUUUUCAUGGAGGCGUCGAAGAACAAUACUAAGUAAUCAUUGUUGUGUUGCUGCUACUGGGGACUCUGAUUUCGAUAAGAGGAGUAGCUAGGUACUGUGGACUGUGGUGUGGUCAGUUGUAUCUGUGUGUUCACCAUCGUCUCUGUUUUCUGAA